Molecule: messenger RNA, 435 nt
Organism: Cylicocyclus nassatus
Lineage: Eukaryota; Metazoa; Nematoda; Chromadorea; Rhabditida; Strongylidae
Source: the annotation of a GenBank genome assembly
AUGAUCACGCGUAUUCUGAUGUUAUUCGCUUGCGUGGCAGCAUCGCUGUGUUGCAAAUGCAGAACUCUUCCGCCAAAGGAGGCCUACUGUCGCGCUCAGUGGGUUUCGCUUGCCAAAGUGACUAACUCAGUUAUUGAUGAAAGCAAGGAUCCGUUGGAACAGCGACAAUACGCAGUAAAGCACAAUAAACUAUUCAAAAAGCCUUCAGGAUGCGAAUCCCUACCUGAAAAAAUCUAUACAUCGACACAGUCAGCUUCUUGCGGUGUAGAACUCGAGACUGGUAAAGAAUAUCUGCUCACAGGAAGCUACAAUGACAAUAAGCUCAAUAUCAUUACUUGUGGACAAAUAGCCUCCGAAAGCUAUCCUGGCAUAAUUAUGGAGCGAAAAGAUAUUUCUAGGGAAUUUCUGAACGAGAUUAGAGGCUACAAGUGCUAA